Messenger RNA from Didymodactylos carnosus, 717 nucleotides. The record is from the annotation of a GenBank genome assembly. NCBI's taxonomy places the organism in Eukaryota, Metazoa, Rotifera, Eurotatoria, Philodinida, Philodinidae.
AUGAGUUUCGACCAACAAAUUCAAGAUUUGAAUCUUGAUAUUGAUGAAAUAAAAAAAUUUCAUGAACAAUCUCAACGUCCCCGUAUUAAACAAUUUUUGGAAAUUCAGUUACGUAAAUAUCAAACUGAGUUGUUAAGUUUAAAAGAAAAACAACAGCAACAAAACGACAAUAAAACGGGCGAGAAAGCAGUUUCAGCACAAGCAUCAGCGACAACUUCGACAAAUCGAUCCUAUAACAAAGAUAUUACACUUUAUGCUUGGGAUCAAUCAGAUAAAUUUGUCAAAUUGUAUGUUCAAGAUUUAAAUGGCGUAUCAAAUUUGGCAGAAGAUCAAAUAAAAUGUACAUUUGAACAACGUGGUUUUCAGUUAGAAAUAAAUAAUUUGAACAACGUCAAUUAUACAUUUAAAUUGAGAAAACUUUUGAAUGAAAUUUUACCCAAUGAAUCAUCAUACAAGUUAAAAAAAGAUUCAGUUGUUAUCAUGCUUCGUAAGAAAGACCCUAAACAAUGGGAAUGUGUUAUUCAAGACGACAAAAAAGCCGAUAAAAAACUACCAAAGAUGGAUGACAGAAAAGAUCCAGGAGAUAGCUUAAUGAAUAUGAUGAAACAAAUGUAUGACGAGGGUGAUGAUGAAAUGAAAAGAACAAUAGCUAAAGCGUGGACUGAAUCACGCGAAAAAAUGAAUACAGGUGGAGGUGGAGAAAUGGGCGGAUUUUAA